UUAAAAUAAACUCAACUCAACAAUGGUAUUCUAUGUCUCUCAUUAUAGUAAAUUGGCGAUGAUCAAUUAGACGUCCAACACUCCAUCCCAGACCUCGACAACGUGAACAUCAAACUAGGAGACGACGAAAAGAAAGUUAAUCAAAUCUCCUCCAAUACCGUCUCCCAAGUUCAAUAACCUCCAUCACAUGUUGCCAUACCCAUUUAACCACUCCCUCCUAAAACAGCAGAUCCCUCAUUUCUUUCAUAGUUGUUUCAUUGUCUAUUUAAGGGCCUCGCCAUCUUCGUGUAAGAUAAGCUUUAAAAUUAGGUUCUUCAUUCCAGAAGGCUUAUUAAAUCUUACCUAUUGUUUUAUAAUUGUCGUGAUUUUGUCAGCAAUUGAUUUUUGGACAGUCAAGAACAUCACAGGAAGGUAGCUCUCAAAAUUAUGUUAGAAAACUGGUUGGUUUAAGAUGGUGGUCAGAAGUAAAAGAAGAUGGAUCUGAAGAAUGGAUCUAUGAGUGUUAAGUAGCCAAUUUUAUUCCAAAUCCAUUCAAUUCAAAUAUCUUUUGGUUUGCCUAAUUCGGAGUAGUCCUAACAUGGGGAAUUUUAAUCUUAUUAGAUUUGAUCGGAUUAAGAUGGUUUAAUGUAAAAUUUAAAAUUAAAAUAGGCUGUCUUAGCUAUGACAGCAUUUUGUUUGACUGGAAUCAACUUUGUAGGAUUCUAUAAGUGCAGAGGAGAACAUCAAAAGAAAGCUAAGGAAUACAUGACUAAAAUAGGUUUGAAGGCUAUUUAACAAUGGUGAAAUUAUAAUUAUAAUAACUG
Paramecium octaurelia is the source of this 803-nucleotide messenger RNA. The record is from the annotation of a GenBank genome assembly. Lineage: Eukaryota; Ciliophora; Oligohymenophorea; Peniculida; Parameciidae.